AUAACUUUAAACUCACUGAUACCAAUGCUCAGUAUAAAAGAUAACUUGUAUAACCAGUGGAACAUAGUUCACAGACAAGGAACUUAUUUCACCAGAAUGGCUGGAAUCAAACGUCCUCUUUUAACCUCAGAAACUGCAUGGCAAAAUCUACAAAAAUAUUAUGAUGAAAAUGGAUCAAAAAUUAACAUGCCUGACUUGUUUGCCAAGGAUCCAGCCAGAUUUGAGAAAUUUAGUAUUAACCUGCUGACAAAAAAUGGAGAGUUGCUGCUUGAUUAUUCCAAAAAUUUGAUCAAUGAUGAAGUACUCAAGUUGUUAUUCCAACUGGCAAGAGACCGUAAAGUAGAAGAGAUGAGACAGGCUAUGUUUAGUGGCGAGAAAAUCCAUUUUACAGCAGACAGAGCUGUACUUCACAUUGCCCUGAGAAACAGAUCAAAUACACCUAUUUUAGUCAAUGGCAAAGAUGUGAUGCCUGAUGUGAACAAAGUGUUACAGCACAUGAGAGAAUUUACAGAGGAGGUUAUCAGUGGAAAGUGGAAAGGUUAUACAGGAAAAUCUAUAACAGAUGUUGUAAAUGUUGGUAUUGGUGGAUCAGAUCUGGGUCCAUUUAUGGCAACAGAAGCUCUAGAACCAUACCAGAAAGGGCCAAAUGCCCACUUCAUAUCAAACAUUGAUGGUACACAUUUAGCAAAGACCUUGAAGAAUCUGAAUCCAGAAACAACUUUGUUUAUCAUUGCUUCAAAAACAUUUACCACACAGGAAACCAUGACAAAUGCUGAGUCAGCUAAAGCAUGGUUUCUGGCCGUUGCUAAGGAUGAAAGUGCAGUAGGAAAACACUUUGUUGCUCUGUCAACUAAUUCUACAUUGGUUAAAGCUUUUGGAAUUGAUGAGAAUAAUAUGUUUGAACUCUGGGAUUGGGUUGGAGGCGGGUACUCCUUGUGGUCAGCAAUUGGUUUGUCUAUAGCAUUAUUUAUUGGAAUGGAUAAUUUUGAAGAGUUACUUUCUGGUGGACAUUUUAUGGAUCAGCAUUUCUGUACAGCUCCUUUAGAACAAAAUGUACCAGUCAUUUUAGCUUUACUUGGUAUAUGGUAUAGUAACUUCUACAAAGCUGAAACUCAGACACUUCUUCCAUAUGAUCAGUAUAUGCAUAGAUUUGUAGCUUACUUCCAACAAGGUGAUAUGGAGAGCAAUGGUAAAUACAUCACCAGAAAUGGACAACGUGUGGAUUAUUCCACUGGUCCUGUUAUUUGGGGGGAGCCAGGUACUAAUGGUCAACAUGCAUUCUACCAGGCUAUACAUCAAGGAACAAGGCUCAUACCAUGUGAUUUUAUGAUGCCAGUAGAAACUCAGAAUCCUGUACAAGGAGGCCUGCACCAUCAAAUUUUGAUAUCCAAUUUUCUGGCCCAGACAGAAGCUUUAAUGAAAGGAAAGUCUAAAGAAGAAGCUAGACAGGAACUGGUACAAUCAGGAAUGGGUGGAGAAUCUUUAGAACAUAUACUGCCUCAUAAGGUUUUUGAAGGAAAUCGUCCCAGCAAUUCCAUAUUAUUCCAGAAAUUAACACCUUUUAUGCUAGGUGUUCUGAUAGCUUUGUAUGAACAAAAAAUAUUUGUACAAGGAACAAUCUGGGACAUCAACUCAUAUGAUGCAUGGGGUGUUGCAUUGGGCAAACAGCUUACUAAAGUCAUCCAACCAGAACUGAAGAAUAACGAUCUGAUCUCAACUCAUGAUUCCUCUACAAAUGGACUUAUUAAUUUCAUUAAGAAACAUAGAGUUUAGAUAAUUGUCUUCUAAAUAGGAUUCUUUUCUGUCAUUGCCCUGUGAUCCUGCUCUGUAUAAAUAUUAUGAAGCUGUUAUAGAUAUUUAACCCAAAAUUAUAAAUUGUUAAAGUCUGAUUAUUUCAAUGAUUUUUAAUGUGUAAAAUCUUCUGCUUGGGUAUUAGUGCCAUAUAUUUGUUUUGGUUUACUGAUUAUGGAAUGUUUCUGGUAAAGGUCUUUAUACGAGAAAUAAAUGUUGAAUUAUA
Messenger RNA from Mytilus californianus (California mussel), 2017 nucleotides. RefSeq names its product glucose-6-phosphate isomerase-like. Gene Ontology annotation, cellular component: cytosol. Lineage: Eukaryota; Metazoa; Mollusca; Bivalvia; Mytilida; Mytilidae. The transcript has 18 exons. Gene Ontology annotation, molecular function: carbohydrate derivative binding; glucose-6-phosphate isomerase activity; monosaccharide binding. Gene Ontology annotation, biological process: glycolytic process; gluconeogenesis; glucose 6-phosphate metabolic process. The record is from RefSeq and is a predicted model, not a curated record. The coding region runs from base 25 to 1773 and encodes 582 amino acids.